AUUUUUUACUAAUAUCUUAUGAACUCUGACUCAUUUUUAAUAUUUUUCCAUUUUAGAAUUAGAAAAGUAAACACUGGGAACAGAAGGAAUCAUAACGGAUACCUAUUUUCUAAGAAUGAAUAUAAAAAUGUUAAAAUAAUUAUUUAUUUUAGUAAAGGAGGCUAUUAUAAUGAAAAGACUUAAAGUCUUGAUAAUAGAUAGAAUAAUGUGAUUUAAAUCAUGAAUGUAGGAUGUAAAUUAUUAAAAGAUUUUACAAUACAAUUACCUCCUGUGGAGAGUAAAUUGAGGAAAGAAAAAUUGUCUUUUAGAAGACAUCAAAAAUAAAAUCUAAUAUAUUUUAAGGAUAAAAAAUAGAUCAAUGGAUGGAUUAGUAGACGAUAAUAGCGAUUAAGUAAGUUUAACUAAUUCGUGUUGAUAUAUGGAUCAUAUCGAGCUUGCUCAUUUUAUACAUUUAUUUUGAAGAUGAUUAUUAUAGUAAAGGUAAUAAAGUUGAAAAAUGGAUUUAAAUUAGUGAAAAUUAUUUGAAGU
Molecule: messenger RNA, 528 nt
Organism: Paramecium sonneborni
Lineage: Eukaryota; Ciliophora; Oligohymenophorea; Peniculida; Parameciidae
Source: the annotation of a GenBank genome assembly